Hordeum vulgare subsp. vulgare (domesticated barley) is the source of this 1217-nucleotide messenger RNA. Its product is annotated as tRNA (guanine-N(7)-)-methyltransferase. Gene Ontology annotation, cellular component: tRNA methyltransferase complex. Bases 200 to 994 code for a protein of 264 amino acids. Gene Ontology annotation, biological process: tRNA methylation; RNA (guanine-N7)-methylation. Lineage: Eukaryota; Viridiplantae; Streptophyta; Magnoliopsida; Poales; Poaceae. The record is from RefSeq and is a predicted model, not a curated record. The transcript is spliced from 3 exons. Gene Ontology annotation, molecular function: tRNA (guanine(46)-N7)-methyltransferase activity.
CACGCCGAGGCCCAAUCCCCGACCAGACUCGUCGCUCCCUGACCUUUCCCCUCCAACGCCGAAGCCCUAGCACGCAGCUCCGGCGGCUCAGCUCGCAGUCCGCACCCUCACGGACGGCUCAUCGGCGAGGCGCAACCCCCUUCGACUCCCCGGCGAAGCAGGCGGGGAACCCGACGCUGCCCCGCGCGGCCUUGGCCAGAUGACGAGGACCAGCGGCGCCAACGGCGGCGGGCAGCAGGGGUCGGGGAAGCUCCCGCGGAAGCGCUUCUACCGGGCGCGCGCGCACAGCAACCCGCUCAGCGACUCGCACUUCCCGAUCCCGAUAUCGCCCGACGACGUCGACCUCUCGCAGCACUACCCGCGCUACUUCCCGGCUGACAAGGCCGAGCACGGUGACGGGGACGGGGGCGCUGAGGCGGAGGCGCCCCGGAUCCGCUUCGCUGACGUCGGGUGCGGGUUUGGUGGGCUGCUCGUCGGGCUCUCGCCGCUCUUCCCCGACAAGCUCAUGAUCGGCAUGGAGCUGAGGGACAAGGUGACUGAGUAUGUCAAAGAGAGGGUUUUGGCUUUAAGAGCAUCCAAUCCAGGACAGUAUGACAACAUAUCCGUUGUGCGCACCAAUUCAAUGAAAUACAUUCCUAACUACUUCGGAAAGGCUCAGCUCUCCAAAAUGUUCUUCCUGUUCCCUGAUCCUCACUUCAAGGAGAAGAACCACCGGAGGAGGGUGAUUAGCAUGCAUUUGCUCGAUGAAUACGCUUACGUGAUGGAAGUGGGAGGAAUAAUAUACACUAUUACUGACGUAGAGGAGCUUGGUAUAUGGAUGCGCACAUGUCUGGAGAAACACCCACUCUUCGAAGCUGUUCCAGAGGAAGAGAUAAAGGUCGAUCCAGUUGUGAAGCUACUGUCUAGUGCCACCGAAGAAGGCCAGAAGGUCGCGAGGAAUGGAGGGCAGACCUUCCAGGCCAUUUUCAGGCGCAUGUCCUUGCAAGAGGUAUAAGCCAUUUUGGAAUCUACUAGCUCUUAGCACUGUUGGGCUUUCCUGGACUGCGCUGGAUGAAUCUGUGCCAUUUCUAUACAUUCUUGUACUUUCUCCGACUGCACUAGAUGAAUUGUCCUAUUUUUUAUACAUUUGUGUAGCCAGAUUUCACUAUUCAGGAGUCUUUUACGGUAGUUUUGCUGUUCGAAAUGUUUGGCUCUACUUGAAAAGCUUUUUUCUGGAA